UUAAUACCACUGAAUAUGACUGAGAAAAAUCCUAUAUCAGUACUAAACGAAGUGACAAAUGGUAGAGCAGUGUACACAGUUGUUGAUCAAACUGGCCCACCACAUCUACCAACGUUUACAGUGAAAGUGGAAGUUUUUACCGACUCUUAUUAUGGAGUUGGUAAUGCAAAGAAAGCAGCAAAGCUUGCAGCAGCAUUGCAAGCCAUACAAGCGGAAAAAACUAAGAGGAUCUACUUAAAUGGUUUGUUCAAUCAUGAAUAUAUGGUAUGUAAUUAUCAGUUAAAACUUCCUUUGUUCUAUAGGAUUAUAUCCAACGGUAUAGUAAAUGAAAGGGCAAAAACUAAAAAUACCUGUACUAUGCUCUCAGAAACUUCUUUCUCCACAAAACUAAGAGAUAACAUUGUUACAAAGGUUUGCAGGUAUCUGAUCUCGUGGGUAAUAUUUUUUGGGAUUCAGAGGAAGAGGAAAAGUUUGAAGCAGCCACGCAGCCUGUUAAUAAUCAAAUGAUCAGAAGGGACAUCGAUCAGUAUGAUGAUUCGCUGAUUGCGAAAACAAACAUGCAGCUAAUAAAUGGUAUUGGACGUAACCCCGUAUCAGUUCUGAAUGAGCUCAGAAAUGGCGAUGUUGAGUAUAAAUUAGUUGCUCGUUGGGGUCUCGACCACAUUCCAACUUUUAAGGUGAAACUGCAAGUUUCUGAUCACAUAUAUUAUGGAGUUGGAAGAACAAAGAAAGAAGCAAAGUUUGAUGCGGCCAAGCAAGCGGUGGAUGACGCACACACUUGGAAAAAAGCUCAGCAAAAGGAGGAACGGGCAAUCGCAACAAUAACAGACAUGCAACAAACAAAUGGCAUUGAAAGGAAUCCAAUAUCAGUUCUGAAUGAUAUCCAAAAUGGCCUCGAGUAUAGGGUAGUUGAGUAUUUCGGUCCUCCACACCGUCCAACUUUCAAGAUGAACCGGCAGUCGAACGUAUAACAGACAUGCGACAAAUAGAUUACAUUGAAAGGAAUCUAAAGUCAAAUCAACAAAAUGAAGAUUGGUCAAUCGCAAAAAUAACAGACGUACAACAAACAAUAGAUCUCGAAAGGAAUCCAAUAUCAGUUCUGAAUGACAUACAGAAUGGCCUCGAGUAUAGAGUACUUGAGCAUUUUGGGCCUCCACACCGUCCAACUUUCAAGGUACAAGUAGAUUUUCGUGGCCAAACAUACUGCGGCGUUGGUCAAACGAAGAAUGAAGCUAAAAAGAAUGCUGCUUCGGCUGCAUUAAACGCUCUCAAUGGCUGUACGGUGCAAAAUGAUACUUGUUUAGCGCUAGCCGACACUUCCCAUCCCUCCAAGAAACUUAAAACAGAGAUGAGGCAGAUAAAUAUAUCUGAAAAGAAUCCUAUAUCUGUCUUAAAUGAAAUAAAAUUUGGUUUAAAAUAUGAUAUAAUUCAGCAGUCUGGCCCUUCGCACAACCCCACUUUCAAGGUAAAAGUUGACGUUGAUGGUCAAACAUACUACGGUGUCGGAAACUCCAAGAAAGCAGCAAAGAGUGAUGCUGCGAUGCAAGUCCUCAACUCAUUCAUCCAGUUUCCCAUUCCCGGAAUGAUUGUCACUAAUAAUGACACAAUCUGUUUGACGAAAAUGGACUUCACCUCUGACCAAAUGCCCAUCAAACCUGAGAACGCUGCCGCCAAAGCUAACAAAAACAGGAACAUACAGAAAGGUCCAUUGAUGACGUUGAAUGAGCUGUAUCCAAAUGCAGAGAUGACUUGCACCAACAAUGAAUCAGAUCCUUUUGCAAGGUUUCAGGUUACCGUGAAAAUUGGUGGUGAGACGUUUGUUGGAUCAGGCGCCAACAAAAAGUUCGCGAAAAAUGCAGCAGCUGCUAUGGCACUGAGGAAGUUGAUAAAUUAUUCAGCACCUGAACAGUCUGACCCAUUUUGUGGAACAUUCGAUACCGUGCCAAAUGUCAAAAAGGAAGAUUUUGAGAAAGCUGACGCGAUUACCAAAUUGGUGAACGAUAAGUUCCUUGAGGUAAUGGGUAACGACCUAGAUCACAUGAAGAGGAAAGUUCUCGCUGGCAUAGUGAUGAUUAAAGAUGGAGACGUCAAUAAUGCCGAGGUGUUGUCUGUGACAACGGGCACGAAAUGCGUGUCUGGCGAACAUAUCAGCAUCAACGGAGCUUCACUGAACGAUAUGCACGCUGAAAUUCUAUCGAGGAGAUGUCUGAUGAACUAUUUUUAUGAUCAGCUGGAGUUGGUGGCUUCUGGUGGUUCAGCAAAGUCUAUCUUCGAGAAAAGGCCGAACGGUAGCGGCUAUAAACUGAAAGACGGAAUAGAAUUUCACUUGUACAUCAAUACUGCGCCGUGCGGCGAUGCUCGUAUCUUCAGUCCUCACGAGGAGACCGGCAAAGUAGAUAAACAUCCCAACAGAAUUUCUAGGGGGCAGUUGAGGACAAAGAUCGAGUCUGGAGAAGGCACCAUACCAGUUAAAGCAGCCAGUUCGAUCCAGACUUGGGAUGGAAUCAUUCAGGGCGAAAGACUCUUAACUAUGUCUUGUUCCGACAAAAUAUGUAGGUGGAACGUCCUAGGAUUGCAGGGAUCAUUAUUAUCGCAUUUUAUUGAACCAAUCUAUUUGAAAUCCCUUAUAUUGGGAAGCCUGUUCAAGCAUGAUCAUCUUUACAGAGCUAUUUGUGGUCGCAUAGAGAAUACCAUUCAAGGAUUACCCCCACCGUUCAAGCUAAGCAGACCCGAAAUGCUGCCUACUACUUCUAAAGAAGUACGUCACCCGCAUAAAGCUCCGAACUUCGCCGUCAUUUGGAUGAAGGGAUUCCCUAAGCCUGAGAUAGUAAACACCAUGACGGGUAAAAUUGACGAUUCUAUUGUAUCGGCAGUAUCCAAACAAAAGCUUGGCUGCAGAUUUGCUGCGCUGUGCGGAAAGGUGGAUUCUAUUACUAAUAUCAAGACUGCUCCACCGGUUUAUAAUGAAGCUAAGACCGCGGUUGAAGGUUAUGAAGCUGCCAAAGAGAGGCUGAUCGAUUCAUUCAAGAAAGCAGGUCUGGGCAACUGGGUCUGCAAACCGAUAGAACAAGACAUGUUCGAAAUUGCUUAAAGUACUGCUAAAAAUGUGAAGAAUAUGUUGUAGUAUAACUUCGCUAUUCCAUUGUAUGAUUUCGAAUAAUGUUUUAGUUUCAUUGCUCCAGUAGAUAAGGUUUAUUUGAUUUAGCGAAACAAACUCAAGAUGUAUCAACCUCGACAGUAUUUGAAAAUAAAUUAAGAUAUAGAAACAAAGCAAACUG
This is a messenger RNA of Acanthoscelides obtectus, 3278 nucleotides long. The record is from the annotation of a GenBank genome assembly. Lineage: Eukaryota; Metazoa; Arthropoda; Insecta; Coleoptera; Chrysomelidae.